AUGCUGGGAAACAUGGGCAUAGAAUUCACAGAAGAGGAACUUGAGAAGCUAAAGCAGCAUCUACCAAUUGAUGUUCAUGAAAAGAUGAAUCAUGAGAUGGUGAUGGAAGCCUUGAAGAAUUUUAAAGGAGGAAAGGUGAAUGCCAAUAAUUUGGAUGUGGUUCUGAAAAAUAUGGGGAUCAAAUUCACGAAUGAGGAACUAAAGGAAAUUUUGAAACAAUUGCCAGUGAAUGCCAAUGGGAAGGUCGAGAUGAGCAAUUUGAUGGACUCUAUACAGGCUGUUAAAGGAGAAAAGAUUGCCAUCACUGACAUAGACAACCUUCUGAAAAAUACAGGAAUUGAAUUGUCAGAUCAGGAAUUUCAAGAGCUGAUGAAAAACCUGCCAGUUGAUGCCAAAGGGAACGUCCUUCUUAAUAAACUUAUGGAAAACUUGCAGACUUCUAAAGGAGGCAAGGUCAAUGUCCAUAACUUGGAUGACUUUCUGAAUAAUAUGGGGAUCAAGAUCACAGAUGAAGACUUUAAAGAGCUGAAGAAAAAUUUGCCAGUGGAUGAAAAGCAUGAUAUCAGUGAUGUGGAAAAUGUCCUGAGGAGCAUGGGCCUGGAGUUCACUAAGAGCAAGCUUGAGGAGCUGCAGAAAAACUUGCCAGUUGAUGAUAAUGGGAAGGUGAAUCUGAAAAACUUAAUGAAUGCUGUGCAGAAUCUCAGCGAAAACAUUGAUGUUCAAAACUUGGAAAACUUUCUGAAGGACAUGGGGAUCAUACUCACAGAAGAUGAAUAUCAGGAUCUCCUGAAACACCUGCCAAUUGAUACCAAAGGAAAGGUGAAUGAGGAAAUUAUAAUGAAUGCCUUGCAGAAUCUCAGUGGAGGGAAUGUUAACAUUAACAAUCUGGACAAAGUUCUGGGAAACCUGGGGAUCAAGCUCACAGAUGGCAAAAUUGAGGAGCUAUUGAGUCACCUGCCAGUUGAUGCUUAUGGGAAAGUUGCCCUCAAUGAAGUUAUGGAUAAUGUGAAAUCUAUUAAAGAAAACAUUGAUGCUCAAAAUCUGGAAAACUUUCUGAAGGACAUGGGGAUCAUACUCACAGAAGGUGAAUAUCAGGAUCUCCUGAAACAUCUGCGAAUUGAUGCCCUAGGGAAGAUAAAUAAGAAAGCCCUUAUGAAUGCUGUGAAGAAACUCAAUGGAGGGAAUAUUGAUAUUAACAACUUGGACAAGGUUCUGGGAAACCUGGGGAUCAAGCUCACAGGUAUCGAAAUUGAGGAGCUAUUGAGUAACCUGCCUGUUAAUGAAAACAUUGAUGCUCGAAACCUGGAAAACUUUCUGAAGGACAUGGGGAUCAUACUCACAGAAGGUGAAUAUCAGGAUCUCCUGAAAUACCUGCCAAUUGAUGGAGGGAAUGUUAACAUUAACAACGUGGAAAAUGUUCUGGGAAACCUGGGGAUCAAGCUCACAGAUGGAGAAAUUGAGGAGCUAUUGAAUAACCUGCCAGUUGAUGCUGAUGGGAUGAUCACCCUGAAAAAAGUUAUGGAUAACGUGAAAUCCAUUAAAGAAAACACUGAUGCUCAAAACCUGGAAAACUUUCUGAAGGACAUGGGGAUCAUACUCACAGAAGAUGAAUAUCAGGAUCUCCUGAAAUACCUGCCAAUUGAUGCCAAUGGGAAGGUGAAGCUGAAAAAUGUAAUGAAUGCCUUGCAGAAUCUCAGCGGAGGGAAUGUUGAUAUUAACAACUUGGACAAGGUUCUGGGAAACCUGGGGAUCAAGCUCACAGGUAUCGAAAUUGAGGAGCUAUUGAGUAACCUGCCUGUUAAUGCUAUUGGAAGGGUCGACCUGAAAAAACUUUUGGAUAAUGUGAAAUCUAUUAAAGAAAACAUUGAUGUUCAAAAUUUGGAAAACUUUCUGAAGGACAUGGGGAUCACACUUACAGAAGAAGAACAUCAGGAUCUCCUGAAACACCUGCCAAUUGAUGCCAAAGGGAAGAUAAAUAAGAAAAACAUAAUGAAUGCUGUGAAGACUCUCCAUGGAGGGAAUGUUAACAUUAACAACCUGUACAAGGUUCUGGAAAACCUGGGGAUCAAGCUCACAGAUCAAGAAAUUGAGGAGCUAUUGAGUCACCUUCCAGUUGAUGCUGAUGGGAAGGUCGCCCUGAAUAAAAUUAUGGAUGACGUGAAAUCUAUUAAAAAAAACAUUGAUGCUCGAAACCUGGAAAACUUUCUGAAGGACAUGAGGAUCACACUCACAGAAGAUGAAUAUCAGAAUCUCCUGAAACACCUGCCAAUUGAUGACAACAGAAAGGUCAAGAAGAAUAAGUUGAUGAAUUGCCUGAAGGAUCUUAAAGGAGUAAAGGUUGAUAUCCAUGAACUGAAAAAUGUCCUGAGGAACCUGGGGAUGGAUCUUACAGAUCAGCAGUUUCAGUUGCUGCUAACAGUUAUCCCACUUGAUUAUGAUGGGAAAGUGGAUCUAAACAAAUUGAUAGAAUUUUCAAAGGCCAUUAAAGACGGAGUCACCAGCCAAAUGUCGGCUUCUUCCGAUUCUAAGCUAAAAUAUAAGCUGAAACCCUUGACAAAAAUUCCAUCGUCUCACAUCAGGGGUAAAGAUUUCCAAGGCUUUCUUCAGGACCAUGGUAAACACAAAGAGCGAUUAACUCAAGGACAACUAGAAGCAUUCCUGGAUGCCUUUAAGAGCUUUGAGAAGGAUGAAACUGGCUGCAUUGAUUCACAGGGAUUACAGUCCUCUGCAGCUAAAUUGGGGAUUGAGCUAACGAACCAAGAAAUCCAGGAUGAACUUGAAUUUGCUGAUAUUGACAGAGACGGAAAGCUGAAUUUUUCAGACUUUCUCACUGUUUUAACAGAAGAUGAUCGCUUUAUCCAGGCUGUUGUCCCAGAAACUGACUCCAACUCAGAUCUUGUUGAUUCUACGGGAAUCCUGCUUUUUGAAAUGCUGUCAAAGCUGGUGGAAACUUCAGCACUGCCCAGGAAAUGUAUGGUAGACAUAGUAUGUUAUUACCGCAAAAAAUAUGAGGCUGCCAGCAGGCCACUGUGGAAGUGCUACGAUGCUGGUAGUAAAAAGAGGCGCAAGUCCAGGAGGGUGUCAGUUACUGAACAGGGAACCAGCACAGCUGCCUUUGCUGAUGCCUCCCGCAUUGCAAUGGGCGAGAAGGAUUUGGUGAAAUUCCUGGAAGAGCUCAAGAGAUGCAGUCCCGCCUCUGACAGUCCGUAUGCUAAAAUACCCAUCUUCCCACUGUUUCCAAAUAUGGAUGGGACAGUUAUGGGAAAGUCAUUCAAAGAUUUACAAAGGUUGGAGGUGCUGAGGAAAAGACAGCCUUUACAUUUCUUCGAAGACUAUUUUUUCCAUAAAAAAAACUGGAAGGCACAGGCUGCAUCCUUUAAACCUUUAGAAAAUUCAAACUGGCCAGAAGAGAUUAUCAAUAUUGAUCACACGAUCAAGAAAAAGCGGCAAUGGAAUGUAGCUGAAGCAGCCUGUCUACGGCAACAGGUAAAGAAAGCUACUGAUGCAUACCAUUUGGGAGUUUCUCUUGGGCACCGGAAAAACAUGCUCAACUUCUGGCGCAAAAUUCGAGGUGAUCUGAUUGGGCUAGAAAGUGGAAAGGAGUCCUUUUAUGAUACCUUCUCUACUUACACAUGGUCCUGGAAUGUUUGCCAAGAGUUACUUUCAAGUAAAGACUUAAAGUUGUAUAAUGCCCGAACAAAUAGAUAUUCCCAUACAAGAGCCCUCUUCUCUUCCUUCCCUCACAUCACAGAAUCUGACAUAGAAUUAGGAAGGAAAAGAAAAAGGAAGAGAAAUCUGAGAGGACAAACACAGUGAAGGUGCUAUGUUUUCUAAAAACAACACACUGUAAGCUACUUUUUCAUAGUUAUGAGUGUUAUGGUUUUGUCUAAUACAUUCUUAUCAGCUGGAAAUGAAUGACAUCUUUUGAAUUCUGCCCAAUAAAAAAAUAAGUAU
Vombatus ursinus (common wombat) is the source of this 3954-nucleotide messenger RNA. It is a transcript of the gene EFCAB3, whose product is annotated as EF-hand calcium binding domain 3. NCBI's taxonomy places the organism in Eukaryota, Metazoa, Chordata, Mammalia, Diprotodontia, Vombatidae. The record is from RefSeq and is a predicted model, not a curated record. Gene Ontology annotation, molecular function: calcium ion binding. The coding region runs from base 1 to 3816 and encodes 1271 amino acids. The transcript has 40 exons.